AUGCCGAACAAUAGUAUGAAGGACGGUGAAACUGCAUCCGACGGCCAGUCUACUAGUACUGGGAUACCACAACGUGCACCUGUGGGUGAACAACAGAUUUCCGAGCCACCACAGUUUCCCGCCGAAAUCUUUCGUGUCGGUAUCAAACCCCCCGUUUUCUGCAAGGAACAGCCAGAUCUCUAUUUUAUACAAAUGGAAUCACAGUUCGCUGUAGCAAAAAUCAUGACCGACCAAACGAAAUACAACCACUUUAUUUCAUCGCUCGAAGUCCAGUACCUAAUAGCAGCUGGCGACAUCGUCCGCAAUCCUCCAGAGACAGGCAAGUACGAAGCCGUAAAAGCCGCAUUAAUUUCGGAAUUCACCGACUCGGAUCAAAAAAAGUUACGCAGACUUGUAAAAGAAAUUGAAUUAGGUGACCUUAAACCGUCUCAGCUUUUAAAGCGUAUGAAAGAGCUGGCGAGCGGCAGGAUAAAUGAUGACGUAUUAAAAUCACUAUGGAUCGAACGUCUCCCUGACUCGAUACGCUCCGUUAUCACUAUCGUCGACGGCGAUUCAACGCAAAUGGCAUUGCAAGCUGACCGUAUGAUCGAGAUGCAGAGUUUUCCAGGCGUAUCAGCAGUACAAAGCAGCACGCAGUCGUUUGCCGCAGAAAUUGAUGCUCUACGAAAGGAAAUCGCCGAACUAAAGGUUAGAAGACCCAACCAUAGACGCCCUUGCGAUCGAAGUCGAAACCGCAGCCAGAGUAAAGCACGCUUUCCGUUCUGCCGAUAUCACUACAGAUUCGGUGAUAAGGCUAAAAAAUGCAUCGAGCCGUGUCAGUUUAAAAAGCUCUCGUCAACCGCCACGGAAAACUAA
Molecule: messenger RNA, 855 nt
Organism: Rhagoletis zephyria (snowberry fruit fly)
Lineage: Eukaryota; Metazoa; Arthropoda; Insecta; Diptera; Tephritidae
Source: RefSeq, a predicted model, not a curated record